This is a messenger RNA of Thermothelomyces thermophilus ATCC 42464, 646 nucleotides long. RefSeq lists its product as uncharacterized. The coding region runs from base 228 to 386 and encodes 52 amino acids. The record is from RefSeq and is a predicted model, not a curated record. The transcript has 2 exons. Lineage: Eukaryota; Fungi; Ascomycota; Sordariomycetes; Sordariales; Chaetomiaceae.
GGCCAGCCUGACAGGUUGCUGCCCGCAUCACCAUGGCUGUGUUGCUGGUCCCAGGACGACACGAACGGAAAGAUCUCGAGGGGGAAACGCUAUUGAGGGUCUCCGACAUUCGAGUUCUCGGUUGGGUGGUGGUAAGAGGCCGACGCACCUGUGGUUCUGCCUGUAUUCACAGAUUGGUUGCGGAAACCUCCUCGCGCAGUUGCUGCACGGCUGGCCUUGGUUGCACUAUGACAGAUCAGCAGGGUGUUACUCUCUGGAACAGGCUGAGUAUUGAGUUCCUUGCAGACCUGAACUUUGGAGUGUCUGUGAUAAACAUCUGGGUGCUUGUGGGGGAGAUGGCGGUGGCGGCAGGGAAGGACACAUCUAAGUGCAUUCCAGACCAUUGACAGAAUGAUUGAUCGACGUUACUUUUUGCUUCCUUCGCCUACAUUCGCCGCACGACGUUGUCAUCCGCUCUGCACGAGGAGGCCGUGGCACAGUAGUCUGCAUCUGUUCGGACAUUGCCCCGCUGAAGUCUUACACAGGGACACCUGCGUACACUAAGAGCCCACAGGGACCAUAGGGCUGACUUAUAAAAUGGAAACCCUAUUUAGGGCUCAAACAAGGAUGGUAUGGCUGGUCCCGAGCAUGCAAGGGUUCGGACUUG